Messenger RNA from Siniperca chuatsi (mandarin fish), 3567 nucleotides. It is a transcript of the gene impdh1a, whose product is annotated as IMP (inosine 5'-monophosphate) dehydrogenase 1a. The transcript is spliced from 16 exons. Gene Ontology annotation, biological process: GTP biosynthetic process. NCBI's taxonomy places the organism in Eukaryota, Metazoa, Chordata, Actinopteri, Centrarchiformes, Sinipercidae. Gene Ontology annotation, molecular function: IMP dehydrogenase activity. The record is from RefSeq and is a predicted model, not a curated record. The coding region runs from base 18 to 1895 and encodes 625 amino acids. Gene Ontology annotation, cellular component: cytoplasm.
CCCUGGAUUUCCUGGAGAUGGAGGGUCAUGUUUAUGACCGGUUUGGAGAUGGGGAGAGGGACAAUUACCAAAUAGACUACCGGAGGAUUGUAGGGGACAUGGAACCAGCACGGCCGCGCAUCUCAAACAGAGAUGGGGAACAACCUCAUCCCUACGGGGCCUAUGCCCACCCAACGCCGCACGGACAUGGGCAUGAGACUGCAGCCCAGCGAUACAGUGCUACACGUAUCCAAGCUGGAUAUGAACCAGAGAGCACGGCAGACUACUUGAUCAGUGGAGGCACAGGUUAUGUUCCUGAAGAUGGCUUAACUGCACAGCAACUCUUUGCUAUUGGUGAUGGACUUACAUACAAUGACUUCUUGAUCCUCCCUGGUUUCAUAGAUUUUACUUCUGAUGAGGUGGAUCUAACCUCUGCAUUGACAAGAAAGAUAACCCUUAAGACACCUCUUAUUUCAUCUCCCAUGGAUACAGUCACAGAGUCAUCCAUGGCCAUCGCCAUGGCAUUGAUGGGUGGGAUUGGAAUAAUUCAUCAUAACUGUACUGCUGAGUUCCAGGCCAAUGAGGUGCGCAAAGUCAAGAAAUUUGAACAGGGCUUUAUUACAGACCCAGUGGUAAUGAGUCCCCGACACACAGUGGGGGACGUGAUUGAGGCAAAGAUACGCCACGGCUUCUCUGGGAUCCCUGUUACAGAGACUGGCAAGAUGGGCAGCAAGCUGGUCGGCAUAGUCACCUCCAGAGACAUAGACUUUCUGUCUGAGAAGGACCAUGACAGACCCCUGGAGGAGGCAAUGACAAAAAGGGAAGAUUUAGUUGUUGCACCCGCUGGGGUCACACUAAAAGAGGCUAAUGAUAUACUGCAACGCAGCAAAAAAGGUAAGCUCCCCAUAGUGAAUGACAGUGAUGAGCUGGUUGCCAUCAUUGCUAGGACUGAUUUGAAGAAGAACAGAGAUUAUCCUCUGGCUUCCAAGGACUCCCGCAAACAGCUGCUGUGUGGAGCUGCUAUCGGUACGAGGGAUGAUGAUGAAUACAGACUGGACCUCCUCAUGCAAGCUGGAGUGGAUGUGGUAGUCCUGGAUUCCUCCCAAGGAAACUCAGUGUAUCAAAUCAACAUGAUAAACUACAUCAAACAGAAAUAUCCUGAACUACAAGUUGUUGGAGGAAAUGUGGUGACAGCUGCUCAGGCUAAAAACCUGAUUGAUGCUGGUGUGGAUGCCCUGAGGGUGGGCAUGGGGUGUGGCUCUAUCUGUAUCACCCAGGAAGUGAUGGCAUGUGGACGGCCCCAAGGUACAUCGGUUUACAAGGUUGCAGAGUAUGCCCGACGUUUUGGAGUGCCAGUAAUCGCUGAUGGAGGCAUUCAGACUGUUGGACAUGUGGUGAAGGCUCUGGCCCUGGGAGCAUCUACAGUGAUGAUGGGGUCAUUGCUCGCGGCAACCACUGAAGCUCCAGGAGAAUAUUUCUUUUCAGAUGGUGUGCGUCUGAAAAAGUACAGAGGAAUGGGCUCCUUGGAUGCCAUGGAGAAAAAUAACAGUCAGAAACGUUACUUCAGCGAGGGAGAUAAGGUGAAGGUGGCUCAAGGUGUCUCAGGAUCAGUACAAGAUAAAGGCUCCAUCCAUAAAUUUGUUCCUUACCUCAUUGCUGGUAUCCAACACGGCUGUCAGGACAUAGGAGCCAAGAGUUUGUCCAUUUUACGGUCGAUGAUGUACUCUGGAGAGCUGAAAUUUGAGAAGAGAACCAUGUCUGCUCAAAUGGAGGGAGGAGUCCAUGGCCUCCACUCAUAUUCUUUUGUGCCAUUUAUGAGAAGCGGCUUUACUGAGGCGGGAGGAAGAGGAAACACUCGAUCAGGACCUAACGUCCCAACCCCAGCAGCUAUGAGCAGAUGCACCGGGCGCAUGUGAUCAAACUACAAACACACAGUUGCUGUACAACAUCCACACUCUAAAAUCUGACACUGCUUCUCUGUGUCCUCCCCUCAUGUUCUCGUCUGUCCCAUCUCUGACCCCUUCAAGGAUAGACGAAACAACACACUUUAACCCGAGUCUGAAGUUCAAAGGAGAGCCUUUGAACUUCAGAUGCAGUCACGUCCGCACUCUUUAUCUGUCUUUCUCCCACUGUGGCCAAGGUGUAGUGAGAGUAAUGUAAUUAACUACUGAUCCCUUUCAAUAAGCAAACACGUGUCAAUAACUACUUUAGGACAAGCUUAUCAUUGCUGAUCUAUUGAGAGGCCCAUCUACUUGUUGGCCUCUGAAUUGCACCCUGAUACAGAAGAGUAUACAACAAACCUUGCAGAGGUGCAGCCUUAUAUUUCCAUGCUCAUUUAAUAUAUCACACAAGAUACUUUAUUUUUUGCAGGAAAUCAGGCAGUCAGAUACUUUAUUUACAGAAUAAAAGACACAUAAUAAAAAAGCAGCAUGUCGUUGGUAUAUUGUUUUAAAUGUUUAAAGUUUAAUUUCAUUAAUAGAGGAAAGUAACACAAAAGGUAAUUACUUUAAGACAACUUUCUGCUGAUAAUGAAAGCAGACUACAGAAGUGUAAAAUAAUUAUAUAAUAGAAUUAUAUAUAGCCAUGGUCACAUUUUAUAGCCUGCGACCUUGUGUAUAAAGCUUACUGAGCCAGGAGGAAACAGUAUAUACAGCAUAGUACAUAUAGCACAAUCAUGUUCUCAUUAUCUUCUUACUGCACUGGUUAGUUUUUGUUCAAGUAAAUUCAUUUCUCUGACAGGUGAAAAUGUGGCUGUUACAUGAUGGAUGCCCUGCAUGUAUCUCGCCCCCAGUCUAUGAGAAGAGACCAAAGCUUAACAUCAGCCUUAAUUCACAUAUACAUAUUUGUUACAAGGAGAGCUUUAAAGGAGCGACCAUGUGUAAUCUCAUUUUGGAUUUUCCUCUGUUCAUUUUAUUUGGCAUAGAAAAGGCUGGAUAACAAAAUGUUUGAGUGACAAAACAGGAGACCAUCCACCCUUAAAAUUUCAGUUAUCUGAUUAUAAUUCCAAACAUCGUCCCCCUUUUUAGAUUCAUAAUGCAAAUUAGUCACAUUUGCUUGACAUGUUGCGAUCUUCCAUAAUUUCAUUUUGCAAAAACACAUUAUUAAUUACAUGGCUACUGACUGUACACACUUACAUACAUAUUGUAGGUAGUUUGUAUUUUCUCAGGCUCAAUAUUUAAAAAAAUUAAAUGGUUAGUCAAUGAAAUAGGGCUAUGGAGUCAGUGCAUAAGGGUAGUAACAAACCAAUUGCAAGUGAUUUAUUUCUUUAUAGAAGUGUAGACAAAAGUUGAUUUAUCAGCUUCCAAUGCGAUUACAUAUUUUUCUGGUAUGUACUCAAUGUCUUUGGUAUUACAUAUGUCACUCUACGAUACACUCUGGAUUCUAAUUUUGCAAUAACUUGCAACCAAUUGAAUGAGCUAUUGUACUGGUUGACAAAUGUAUUUGACAGUUCCUUAAGAAUUUCUUAUUUGAGGGUUACAGAAAAUACAGAAAAUAUAUGUCCUCUUCUAUCACCCAACCUAACUAGAUUUCAAAAUUAUAUUUACUGUAAAUAGUGUUGCAUAAAUAAAGAUAACAUUGACACUGGCA